UCGGACUCCAAUGGACCAGCUUCACUAUUCAGCAUUCACAAGCCCGGACUUAAGUGGGCCAACUUCAUUACUUUGUAGGGCCCAUAUCUUGAAUACGCGAGGGGUUCAGGACCGAGCUUUUCAUUAUGGAAGUUGGUUAUAAAUGGCCCAUUCACACUCAGUCACGUGCAUCUCGAGUGACCGACUUAAUCGAAAAUGCAAGUAUUUUGUCCCUCUUUUAGUACUCUGUAAAUACACUAGUAUUGAAAUUAAGUCCACAAAUUAUAUAAUUGUGUCACUCAAGCUUUCGUCUAUGGAUGCCACACCCACAAUGCAAUUGCAAUGCACGACUGUUUUUCAAUGUAAUCUCAACCACCCUUCUGGAUCUGGCAGGUUGCCUUAUACAUCAAAAACAGAGGAGUUGUUGGAGGGUUUUCCUUUCCUUAACUGGAGAAUUCCACUAACUUUGAGAUGGCUACUGUCUCCUCUAGCUCUCUCAGAGACCUGAAAAGGCACAUGAGAUUAGGUUAAAAAUGAUGUAUGCUUGAGCUUGACCUCUUCUAAGGUUUGAAACUGUCUUCACUUGAACCACUUUUACUCUUUUUUAGUACAAUAUAACAUCAGCACAACAAGUUCCUCUCCGCCUCUCUGUGUAUUUAUAAAUAUUUGUGUGAGCAAUUUGUUGUAUUGUAUACUUCAAUUGAAUCUCAAACUAGUUGAAGAUGGGUCUUUGCUUGGCCUUGUUGUUUCUUAUUCUCAAGCUUGCAAUUGUAGCAUUUGCUGUCAACAGCAGCACGAGCACCCUGAAAGAAGAUUGUGUUGAUGACAUAGUUGGCGGUGUAGUUUUACAGUUCAAUAUUUACCAGACUAGCUGUCCAGAGGCAGAGGACAUAAUCUUUUCAUGGGUCGAAAAGGCAGUCACAGAGGAACCCAGAAUGGCCGCUUCACUUCUUCGCCUUCAUUUCCAUGACUGCUUUGUUAAUGGUUGUGAUGCUUCGGUGUUGUUAGAUGACAGUGGCAACUUCGUUGGAGAAAAAACUGCACCACCAAACUUAAAUUCCUUAAGAGGGUUUGAGGUGAUUGAUGCAAUCAAAUCUGACAUGGAAUCAGUUUGUCCUGAAACCGUCUCUUGCGCUGAUAUUCUUGCAGUUGUUGCCAGAGACUCUGUUGUUCUGUCAGGAGGUCCAGGUUGGGAAGUGCAGAUGGGAAGAAGAGACAGCUUGAGUGCUAACAAGGCAGCAGCAACUAAUAACAUCCCUGCGCCCAACUCUACCGUACCAAUACUUUUGACCAAGUUUCAGAACGUAGGCCUUUCACUCACUGAUGUUGUGGCUCUCUCAGGUGCACACACCAUGGGAAAAGCUCGAUGCGCGGUUUUUAGCUCUCGAUUGGGAGGUGGUGGCAGUGGCAGUGGCGGUGGGGCGGAGAUUAACUUGGACUUCAUUCAGUCACUGCAGCAGCUGUGCUCUGAGCCUGACAGCAGCCAAUCACUGGCACAACUCGACUUGGUGACUCCAGCUACAUUUGACAACCAGUACUUUGUCAACUUACUCUCUGGUGAGGGAUUGCUUCCAUCCGACCAGGCCUUGGUCACUGAUGAUGAUCAGACACGCAAUUUGGUUCAAAUGUAUGCAGAGGACUUGUCUGCAUUCUUUGAGGACUUCAAGAACUCUAUGCUGAGGAUGGGAAGUCUUGGUGUUUUAACUGGUAAUAGUGGGGAGAUUCGCAGGGACUGUCGGACUGUUAAUUAACGUCCUCCUCCUCGUAGGUUUAAAUAAACAUUAUUCAUGUUAGGGCCCAUGAAAAUGUUACU
This is a messenger RNA of Tripterygium wilfordii, 1792 nucleotides long. RefSeq names its product peroxidase 40. The transcript is spliced from 4 exons. NCBI's taxonomy places the organism in Eukaryota, Viridiplantae, Streptophyta, Magnoliopsida, Celastrales, Celastraceae. Gene Ontology annotation, biological process: response to oxidative stress; hydrogen peroxide catabolic process. Bases 702 to 1730 code for a protein of 342 amino acids. Gene Ontology annotation, molecular function: peroxidase activity; heme binding. The record is from RefSeq and is a predicted model, not a curated record.